GCCUCAGGUAAGAGCAUUAGAUUCUAUUUCCAAUUGUAUCGGCCACCUCAAAACCAUCAUCUCUCCCUUAUGUCAAAGUGGGGUGCUCGUUUAAGAUCAAUCACAUCUCCUGAGGCAUCAAGUUUAAACGACACUUGCCAUCAUUUUCCUCUCCAGUUUCUUUACCUCGUGAUCAUGGGCUGGUAAGUCUUUCCGUCCAUGGAGUCUUCGGGCCCCUUGCUGUCUCUAAUAUUUCUACAUGGGGAUUCAUCUAGUUCCUGAGCUUCAAGAUCCCAUGCCAUUUUAGCUACACAGUAGUCAACAAAAUACACCUCUUCUUCUUCGUCUUUUUCUUCUGCAUGAUGGGUUCGAUUCCUCUCCUGGUUCUGUGUUUCUCUUUUACUCUGAUUGCCGCCAUUGCUGCAACUGCAAGUGACAACAACACGAUUUCCGGCUCGAGGCCGAGUGAGAUCAGUAUUGGGGCUCUCUUCACCUUCGAUUCCACGAUUGGGAGGGCUGCAAAGCCGGCGAUUGAGCUCGCAGUCGACGAUGUGAACAAGAACUCGAGCGUUCUUGCUGGGACGAGGCUCAGGUUGUUUACCCAGGACACAAAUUGCAGCGGAUUUCUUGGAACCAUAGAAGCAUUGCAGCUAAUAGAGAAGAAUGUAGUUGCUAUGAUAGGGCCACAAUCCUCUGGGAUUGCCCAUGUUAUCUCACAUGCUGUCAACGAACUCCAUGUGCCACUUCUCACUUUCGCUGCCACAGACCCAACUCUUUCUCCUCUGCAAUACCCCUACUUGAUUCGCACGACCCAGAAUGACGAUUUCCAGAUGAAAGCAAUAGCUGAUAUAAUCAGUAACUACGGUUGGAGGGAAGUCAUUGCCAUCUUUGUGGAUGAUGAUUAUGGUCGAGGUGGAAUAACUGCACUAGAAGAUGCUCUGGCAAAGAAACGCUCUAAAAUCUCCUAUAAAGCUCCAUUCUCUCCGAAUGCUGACACAAGUGUGCUUAAUGACUUGCUGGUAAAAGUAAAUCUUUUGGAGUCUCGGGUUUAUGUUGUUCAUGUAAACCCUGAUUCAGGUCUCAUGAUCUUCUCGGUGGCAAAAUCUCUAGGAAUGAUGGGUAGUGGUUAUGUGUGGAUAGCAUCAGACUGGCUUGCUUCUGUUUUAGAUUCAACUGUGCCAAUUAAUCCAGACACCACGGAUCUUAUACAAGGGGCUAUUGUUCUUCGACAGCAUACUGCAGAUUCUGAUCUCAAGAGAACAUUUACGUCCAGAUGGAGUAAUAUGGUCCAAAAUGGGACUACAACUUCAAGCUUGAACACAUAUGCAUUGUAUGCUUACGAUUCUGUUUGGUUGCUUGCUCAUGCUCUUGACCAGUUCCUCUAUGAAGGACAGAAAAUUUCUUUCUCUGAUGAUCCUAGAUUGCAUGACACAAAUGGAAGUUCAUUGCAUUUAACUGCACUCAAGUACUUCGACAGUGGUGAUAAGUUGCUCAAGCAACUGCUGCUUACAGACUUUACAGGUGUGACUGGUCAUGUUAAAUUUAAUUCGGAUGGCAAUAUGAUCCAUCCAGCCUAUGACAUACUUAAUAUCCUAGGGCCAGUUCCACGAAGGUUAGGAUUUUGGUCUAAUUAUUCCGGUCUUUCAGUUGUUGCUCCUGAAGUUCUUUAUGGUAAGCCACCAAAUACAUCCACCAGUAGCCAGCAGCUUCACAGUGUCAUUUGGCCUGGUGAUACCACAACUAUACCGCGUGGUUGGGUGUUCCCAAAUAAUGGAAAGCCUCUAAGGAUUGGAGUCCCUUACCGGACUAGUUAUAAGGAAUUUGUAACGAAAGAUAAUGGCCCUGACGUUGUAAAAGGAUAUUGUAUCGAUGUGUUUAAAGCUGCUGUUAACUUGUUGCCAUAUCCAGUCCCCUAUUCAGUCAUUCUGUUUGGUGAUGGUCUUAAGAAUCCUAACUACAAUGAUCUGGUGGAAAAGGUUUCUCAAAAUUACUUUGAUGCAGCUGUAGGGGACAUAUCUAUUGUGACAAACAGGACGAGAAUUGUUGACUUCACACAGCCAUAUAUAGAAUCAGGCCUUGUAAUUGUCGCACCAGUCAAAGAGAGAACCUCAAGUCCUUGGGCCUUCCUAAAACCUUUUACGAUCCAGAUGUGGGGUGUCACAGGGGCUUUCUUUCUUUUUGUGGGAGCAGUGGUUUGGAUUCUUGAGCAUCGAACAAAUACUGAAUUUCGUGGAUCUCCUAGACAACAACUCGUGACAAUAUUUUGGUUUAGUUUCUCCACUAUGUUCUUUGCACACAGAGAGAACACCGGGAGUACUCUUGGGCGGUUUGUGCUGAUCAUUUGGCUCUUUGUGGUCUUGAUAAUCAAUUCAAGCUACACAGCAAGUUUGACAUCUAUCCUCACAGUUCAGCAACUCUCAUCAGGAAUUCAAGGACUUGAUAGUUUGAUCUCUAGCUCUGACCCUAUAGGAUACCAGGUUGGUUCAUUCGCAAAAAACUAUAUGAUGGAAGAGCUAAACAUUGCUGAGUCGCGGUUGGUAUCCCUAAAUAAUCCUGAAGCUUACGCAAGGGCACUUGAGCUUGGGCCAAAAAAUGGAGGUGUUGCUGCAAUAGUUGAUGAGCUUCCAUACAUUGAACUCUUCUUGUCCAACAACUGCAAGUACACGACGGUUGGUCAGGAGUUCACGAAAAGUGGAUGGGGCUUUGCCUUCCCAAGAGACUCUCCUCUUGCAGUGGAUCUAUCGACAGCCAUCCUGACACUGUCAGAAAAUGGUGAUCUCCAAAGGAUCCAUGACAAAUGGCUAGCACGCACUGGUUGCAGUUCACAAGACAAUGAGAUAGAUUCGAACCGGUUAAGCCUUGGCAGUUUCUGGGGCCUUUUCCUCAUCUGUGGUCUUGCAUGCUUGUUAGCUCUCAUCGUGUUCUUCAUGAGAAUAUUCUGCCAAUAUAGCAGGUAUAGUAGCCAAGACGAUGUUGGAAGCAUUGAGCCUGAGCGCAGUUUCAGGCGUCCAAUGCGAUUAACUAGCAUCAAGGAUUUGAUUUCUUUUGUCGAUAAGAAGGAAGAAGAAGUUAAGUGCGCAAUCAAGCGAAAAUCUAGUGAUAAGCAGCAACAGAGUAGCCAAGUGACUAAUGAACAGUCCAUGUCACCAGCAUAGGAAGAGCAAUUGGAAAAUGCUGAAGAGAAUAGUUUGUACUCCUUGCAUGUUCGAGUGCUCGAGCAUAUAGUACAAAAGCAGGAUAGGCAGCAAUCUACAAAGAUGUGGGCUUGUAGAUGGUAAGUUUAAACCUUUUGUGCUUAUGACUUAGUAGCACAGAAGGGUCUUUUUCUGAGUUUGGAUAAUCUACAUUCCCUGUAAUCGAUACUUUUAGGCAACCCAAGUGAAUUCAUGCCUAUAAUUAAAAAAAAAAGAAGUUCAAUCUAAAAGAGAAGUAUUUAGGCAGGUGGAUCUGUUGAGUCUGUAUCAAUUGAAUGCAAUUAUAUUGCUCAAGUCUUUCUUGUGUUUGAUGUAUUACAUAAAUUUCAUGUAAGAAUGAAGUGAUGAGAUCAAAAAAUUUUGAUUCUUCAUGACCUAAA
This is a messenger RNA of Musa acuminata AAA Group (dessert banana), 3553 nucleotides long. Its product is annotated as glutamate receptor 3.4-like. Gene Ontology annotation, molecular function: ligand-gated monoatomic ion channel activity; signaling receptor activity. Gene Ontology annotation, cellular component: plasma membrane. Bases 339 to 3134 code for a protein of 931 amino acids. The record is from RefSeq and is a predicted model, not a curated record. NCBI's taxonomy places the organism in Eukaryota, Viridiplantae, Streptophyta, Magnoliopsida, Zingiberales, Musaceae. The transcript is spliced from 6 exons.